AGUGAGUGUCGUUUACAUUCCUCAAUCUGGCCGAUGUUGUGAUGUAUUGAUUUUUAAAAGUGUAAUUACAAGAAUCACGACCUGCAUUGCAGCGGAAAAUCCCUUCGUUUAAACAUGGGUCUCUUCAAAGUCGCAAAGUGUCCAACAGACGAAUUAUCUUUGUCCAAUUGUGCUGUGGUAAACGACGGAGACUUCUCAGCUGAUGUUAAACACAUUCGAGUGAACACGGGAGGCGGACAGAAUUUCAUAUUUUCAAUCAAAGGCCACCCGAGCAUCUUCAAAUCCCAAGUGGGGUUCAGUCUACCGCAAAGGAAAUGGGCCGUUUUGUCCCUAAAUCAAGACAUCAAUGUCGAUCCUUACGUUCCCACCGAAUACAUUUCUUCCAUCGUAUUCGAGGCCGAUUACAUGCAAAAGAAAACAACUUCGCAGGAGCAAUACGAUACAGACGAAAUGGCCAAGGAGUUUUUGUAUGCAUUCCCCAACCAAAUGUUUACAGUGGGGCAACAGUUGGCUUUCGCUUUCAAGGAUAAAAAAUUGCUAAUAUUAUUCGUUAAAGACAUCGAAGUGGUGGAGAUAGCUAAAAUAAGGGCGGGAGGAGACGUAAAACCGAGGAAAGCUAAACUAGGUCAACUCAUACCUAAUUCGCUCAUACAAUUCGAGAAAGCCGAAAACACCUCGUUGAAUUUGGUCGGCAAAUCUCAAGGGAAGGUCGUUCGCCAAUCGAUCAUCAAUCCCGAUUGGGAUUUCAACAAAAUGGGCAUCGGCGGUUUGAGCAACGAAUUCAACGCCAUAUUCAGGAGGGCUUUCGCUUCGAGGGUCUUCCCGCCGGAAUUAGUCGAACAGCUAGGCAGCAAACACGUCAAAGGUAUAUUGUUGUACGGCCCUCCGGGUACCGGUAAAACUCUCAUGGCCAGGCAAAUAGGAAAAAUGCUGAACGCCCGAGAACCGAAAAUCGUCAACGGGCCCCAAAUUCUCGACAAAUACGUGGGCGAAUCCGAAGCCAACGUCAGACGAUUGUUCGCCGAAGCCGAAGAAGAGGAGAAACGGGCCGGCCCGAACAGCGGCUUGCACAUCAUCAUAUUCGACGAAAUCGACGCCAUUUGCAAGCAAAGAGGAUCGGUGGCCGGUAACACCGGAGUACACGAUACAGUUGUCAAUCAAUUACUGUCGAAAAUCGACGGCGUCGAGCAAUUGAACAACAUCCUAGUAAUUGGUAUGACGAACAGAAGGGACAUGAUCGACGAAGCCCUAUUGAGACCCGGCAGAUUGGAAGUUCAAGUGGAGAUCAGCCUGCCCAACGAAGAAGGUCGCAUACAAAUCCUCGAUAUACACACGUCCAGGAUGAAGCAAUACAAAAAAAUCAAUCCUGACGUCGAUAUAGCCGAAUUGGCUACCCUGACAAAGAACUUCUCCGGGGCCGAAUUGGAGGGUCUCGUCCGAGCGGCUCAAUCCACGGCGAUGAAUCGAUUGAUAAAGGCCUCUUCGAAGGUGGAAGUCGAUCCGGAAGCCAUGGAAAAGUUGAUGGUGUCCCGGUCGGAUUUCAUGCACGCUUUGGAGAACGACGUGAAGCCGGCGUUUGGUACAGCUCAAGAGGUGAUCAAUCAGUUCCUGGCUCGUGGUAUAAUCAAUUGGGGUCCGCCCGUUACCAGUAUUUUGGAGGACGGGAUGUUGUUUAUACAACAGGCCAGAGCUACCGAUACUUCGGGAUUGGUUUCGGUGUUGAUCGAAGGUCCUCCGAAUGCAGGCAAGACCGCUCUGGCGGCGCAAUUGGCGAAAAAUUCCGAUUUUCCAUUCGUUAAAGUUUGUACACCAGAAGAAAUGGUCGGUUUUACGGAAACAGCGAAAUGCCUGACUAUACGUAAAGUGUUUGACGACGCCUACCGUUCGACUUUGAGUUGCAUUUUAGUGGAUAAUAUCGAAAGAUUGUUGGAUUACGGUCCGAUCGGUCCGCGUUAUUCGAAUCUAACGUUACAAGCUUUGUUGGUUUUGCUUAAAAAGCAACCGCCGCCCGGCAAGAAGUUGCUCAUUUUAUGUACGACUAGCCGAAGGCUAGUUUUGGAAGAGAUGGAAAUGUUGUCGGCCUUUACGGCGGUUUUGCAUUUACCGAAUUUAUCCAAACCGGAGCAUCUGUUGAACGUUCUGGAAGCCUGCGAUGUGUUCUCCGGCAAGGAGUUGAAACAAAUAACGCAUCAGAUACACGGGAAAAGAAUUUUCAUCGGCAUCAAGAAGCUGUUGGCUCUAAUUGACAUGGCCAGGCAAACGGACGAAAGGCUCAAAGUCGUGAAGUUUAUAUCGAAGUUGGAGGAAGAUGGGGCUUUAGAGGAUCCUGGAAUGGCAUGAAAAUCAUCUCGUAAUAAUCGAAAUUCUUGUUGUGUAUAGCGAAUUCUCGGUAUUGCCUAUAUGCUUUUUUUUAACGUUUAUUUCCCAACGGUAUUUGUAACGAAAAUGCAAUGUUAACGCAAAUAAUUAUAAUUAGGCUAUUUUAACAAGUAAAUUAAACGAUAUAUGUAUUCAUUAUGAUAAAUUAGAGAACAAGAAAAGAGCAAAAUUAGUUGAUUGUGCAAUUAUUACGAAAUGUUCAAAUGUUGUGCCAUUCUGAGUUGAUUUUUUUAUGCAAAUUUUGAACAAAACCUUUUUUUUACAUUUGCUAUUGCAAUGCACUUUAGAAAUAAUAGGUUGUUGAGGCUUGAAUUUUAUUUAUUGAACUCAGAAUGAUAAAUUUUUUGUUGGUAGUUCUAGUUAGAAAAUCGUCAAACGUACUUAUUAUAUAAUAAGGUGUAUUUACGGGAUAUUUUUGCACGCCGUACAUUUUUUGCUUAUAGCAAAAAAUUCCCAUUAAUUCCCAUUAAUCUGAACAAUUCCACAUGUAUUGAAUAAGUUACUGAAUUUAUUAAUUUUCAAACAUUCCAAGGCUUAACUAAGAAUUUGAUUUUACGUGAAAUAUUCUGUAUGUUUGUAGUAUUGAAGUAGCUAAACUAGCUGAAUAUUUUUAUCAUAUCUUCUUAACUAGUGGAGUAUUCGAAAAAGUGUUAUUAGUGAAACGAGAACUUAUAUUGUUGAUCGAAACGGGUUAUAAAAAUGUGUAAUAUCUUUAUAAAAAUAAUUAAAUUGAUCGUAAAUCGAUAAAUUUCAUUUAUUAUUGUCAUUAUGUGAUGUAGCUUCAUUUAGUAAAUUCAGUCAUCUUUAAUUAAUUAUAAGAGUCAAUUAGAAGUUAAGAAAACAUCCCUAUAAUUCGACUGAAUUGCGAUACAUGUUAAUUUAAUCGAUUUAGUUUAUUUGUAUAUUUUGAGUAUUUGUUGUAUUUAUUGUACAGUGUUAUAGCUUAAAAUACUUAAUUGUUGAUGAAGAUAAAAAUGUAUACCGAUAUAGAAAAAUCAAUAAAAAUAUUCUAAAGUAA
This is a messenger RNA of Phyllotreta striolata, 3397 nucleotides long. The record is from the annotation of a GenBank genome assembly. Lineage: Eukaryota; Metazoa; Arthropoda; Insecta; Coleoptera; Chrysomelidae.